This is a messenger RNA of Populus euphratica (Euphrates poplar), 1906 nucleotides long. Its product is annotated as Peptidase C78, ubiquitin fold modifier-specific peptidase 1/ 2. Bases 362 to 1666 code for a protein of 434 amino acids. The record is from RefSeq and is a predicted model, not a curated record. NCBI's taxonomy places the organism in Eukaryota, Viridiplantae, Streptophyta, Magnoliopsida, Malpighiales, Salicaceae. The transcript has 5 exons. Gene Ontology annotation, molecular function: ubiquitin-like protein peptidase activity.
UUAAAGCACUAUUCAUUAUCGUUUUAAACAUUAUUAGGAUUAUUAAUUAAGACAGAAACUAAAUUAGUAAACGCCAACGCGGAGUGAAGUGGAAGGCGAGCAGUGGGCAGCAGACAGGCAUUGGUCCGAUUGGGACUGGGACUGGGACUGGGAUUGAGAUUGACUAGGGUUUUCUCGUCUUCUAUUGAAGUUUUCUUCUACCGCUUUGCUUGUUAGUCUUCUAUUUCUGCACUGCUGUGCUGAUGUUAUAUCCUAUUCUUCUUUGGUUGCUUCAAAGUUUCACAGUAAUUGCUGCCUGGUACACCAUAAUCAUAUCAUGCAAUGCAGAAUGGAGAGAAUAUAAUUAAAGAAGAAGAAAAAGAUGGAAACUUCUGUAAAUUGUCCCUUUUGUCAUCUAACCCUUCCUCCGUCACAACUUGAAAGCAGGCAUGCCAACAGCCACUUUGACGAGGAUGAUGGUGUUGCUGAAAAGGAUGAGCAACUUGCAAGGGACCUGGAGUUGGCCCAACAACUUUCUAUUCCGCCCCCUUCUUCUACAUUCACACUCCAAGAGAACAACACUAUGGAUGAAAAGAUUUCUUGUUUGAUUUCUUUGCAGUAUAGGAGCUCCUUUUACCAUGUCAAAUUCCCUGGUGGUUUGAUCUCCUUGUUGUCCAACUGUUUCGAAUUAGAUGCUGAUACCAACACCACUGUCUUAUUGUCUGGAUAUGUUGACCAUUUUCAGAGCUUGGCUUCUGAAGAUGCUGGCUGGGGUUGUGGUUGGCGUAAUAUCCAAAUGCUUAGCUCCCAUUUGCUUUCCCAUAGACAUGAUGCCAGUGAGCUUUUGUUCGGUGGCUCUGGUUUUGUCCCUGACAUUCCGUUUCUUCAGAGAUGGCUUGAGAUUGCCUGGGAAAAAGGUUUUGAUGCCCUUGGCUCUCAUCAUUUCAACAAUUCUGUCUAUGGUUCUAAACAUUGGAUUGGAACUACUGAAUGUGCUGCCAUUUUUCGCUCUUUUGGUCUUCGUGCUAGGAUUGUAGAUUUUGGCCCUAAGGAAUUGCAAAGCUUUUUUCUUUCCGUUCCUGGUACCAGUCUUAACCCACCUGUUGUGACAGCCAAUGCUAGUGACAAGAGAAAAGCCUUUCAGGUUUAUGGACCCAUGGAUAGAUAUUUGGUGGGACGAAAUACUGAUGUUUCACAGCUAGACUCCAUUGUGAAUGACCAGUCUCAGUCCUCUACCAAUUACGUGGCUGGUGGAAGUGAUCAUUCUAUGGCAACUAGAUUUCCGAGGAAGAAAGAGGGUCAUCAGGUUCUCCUCGACUGGGUUUGGAAUUAUUUUUCAGAGGAAAGCUUAACCACAUCUGUCCAAAAUCGGCAUGUUGUCAUCACCAACAGAGUACCCUUGUACUUCCAACAUGAUGGUCACUCAAGAACUAUUGUUGGGAUUCAAUUCAGACGUCAACAGAAUGGAGUGCCGCAGUACAACCUCUUAAUUUUGGACCCUGCUCAUAGAACUGUAGCUCUAGAAAGAUCACUUAGAGAAAAUGCUGGAUGGAAGAAGCUAAUAAAAAGAGGAGCUCACACAUUGAAGAAGCCCCAAUACCAGUUGUGCUACAUUGAUCCUGGAAUAGCAAUUGGAGAGGAGAUGGAGCAGCUCAAGAAAAUAGAUAGUGUCUUCAUUGAAUUUUAGAAGAAUAUUUUGAAGUUUUGUGCCUCUCUUUUAUCCUUGUCCAUUGGUAAUUAAAUCUCAUCCUUCUCUCUUUGAUGAUGAAAAUGAAAACAUUUGCAUCAACAUCAUGCUUUGACUUGUAUUUAGUAUAAACUGUUCACGCAGCAAAGUGACUUAAAAUGUAUUUAGGAUAUAUUGUUCACGCAGUAAAGUGACUUGUGUGAUGGAAGGGGAAUAUCAAUUUUCUGUCGAGUUCUGGAA